AUGAAACCAGAAACCGAGUGGAUUGUUAUCACAGUCCUUUACGCCUUUGCAGGGAAUGGUUUCCUCAUCUACAUCGUGUGGAAGAAACCUGAAGUCAGACCACUGACAAGCUUUAUAUUCGUCAACAUGGCCAUCGCUGAUUUGCUGCUAACCUUGGUAGUGAUGCCCUGGUCGAUUUCCACAAUAUAUACAUACGGUUUGUGGAUGAUCCCGGGAGUAUUUGGAAAAGUCAUGUGCAAAGGUGUUGUAUACACUAUCUAUGUAAAUUUAUCAGCAUCCAUCCUCUGCCUGACGUUCAUGGCGAUCGACAGGUACUAUGCCAUCGUUCAUCCCCUCCGCCGCAAUCUUUGGUUUCGAAAGCCUAAACUAACCGUUCCAUUUAUUUGGAUUUGGUCACUGGUCUCCAUGUCCAUUUUCCCUGUUAUUCAAACCAUGGAGGACUACAAUAAUUCUUCCUAUUGCAUGCUAUCUGUUUACAUCUUGGGUGAUCCAGAUAGGGCUCUUCGAGGAAUAUACUUCCUCCUUUUCGUCGUCAACUAUCUCAUCCCCUUGGCCAUUAUUUCUUGCCUGUAUACCAUCACUACAUGGAAUUUAUGGUUCCAUGUUGCACCUGGAGUGAAUACUUUGAGAGGAAAUCGAGCGCAACUCGAAACCUCCAAGAGGAGAGUGAUUCGGAUGCUCAUUAUUGUUACCUGUGCCUUUGCCCUUUGUUGGCUCCCACCACAAGUGGUCUACAUGAUGAUAGUCAUUCACGCAUCUAAGGCUCACCUACAUAUACAGCCAAUUGUCAGCAUUGUGUGUGUUUGGUUUGGACACUCUAACAGUGCUGUUAACCCAUGGCUGUUCAUUUUUCUUAGCACCAAGAUAAAUAUGGCGUUUAUUAGGAUAGUCAGUAGAAAAAGCAGCCGGUUGCCUUCAAGUCUCACCGUCAAAAGAUCAGAUGCCGUCUUACCUCCUGAAGAUGAUCAUGAAGCAAUCCAGAAAGAAUCAAGAGUAUAA
Messenger RNA from Pocillopora verrucosa, 999 nucleotides. NCBI's taxonomy places the organism in Eukaryota, Metazoa, Cnidaria, Anthozoa, Scleractinia, Pocilloporidae. The record is from RefSeq and is a predicted model, not a curated record.